UGGUGCUUUAUAUCCACCCUGUCCCGCGCCGGGUAAGAGGAAACCCUUAACUGCUCCAGCUUCAGCCUUUUUUUUCCUUUCUCCUGCAUUUUCCCUCCCGCCCAGACGGACGCGCUCAGGACCAGUAUGGCAGCAUCAUCUGCACAGAGACCCGGCGGGCCCUGCCAAGCGGUGGCCUUUGCGUUGCUUCUCGUCGCCUCGCUCUCAAACGCAGAGGUCACGGCGCAGGACGACGUCGCCACGACGCGGGGCGGCGGCACGACGCGGGGCGUUGUCACGGCGACGGUGCCGACUGCGGCGCCAGAGUCAUACGUGGGAGGAAACAUGAUCCCAAAGGCGUCCGAUGCUGCUGAGCCACAGGAUCCACAAAUGGUGGUUUUCCCGACCAUGGGCUCUCCGACCGAAGCGACCACAGGAGCGGCGGCGACGGGGACAGAAGAGGCCGGACGCCAUCACAACCAGGCCGCCGCCGAGGUCACGGGGGUCACAGCCAGGGUUCACGUCAACACGACGGAAAUCGUGGCAGCGGAGACUCCGGCUCCUCUGCCCGCCAGAGGCGACGGCCCCAACAACAUCCCACGGCUCGUGCCGCAGGACGACGUUGUCUGCGUCAGCAAAGAGGCGGUCCAGGACAAGAACGCCGUGAACCUGAAGCUCAAGGCCUCCUCCAGCUGUAAAGACACCAAAGUGAAGAUUGAAAGUGUUCUGCAGGAGCUGUGUGGCGAAGACUGCAAGCUGGAUCUCUACCAAGAGGACAACUCGGACCAAAUCCUUGUGUCGGGAAAAUAUGUUGAAGAUGACGUUGCAGGCAUGGCUGACAAGUUCAACAAUGACAACAUCAAAGAUAAGACCGAUGUGGAGCAGGCGGUACCGCGCUGGGGGAAGAACUCUAAGUUGGUGCUGGUUUCCUUGCUGCUGACUGGCCUGCUGCUGGCUGCCCUGCUGGUAGCUGCUUAUUACCUCAAGACCCACCGCAAGAACUCCAAAGGAGUCAGACUAGCCGAGUCUUUCCAGGUGGAUGAGGAGAACCAGGCCAAUACCCUGGUGUCUGUGGCCCCCCUCCCUCAAGAGCCCCUCGACAAGCCGUCCGCCAACGGCGAGUCUCCGGCGGAAAAUGGGACCAACCCGGCCCCCACCGCCAACGGACACUCUGCCACCCAGACUCCGGUGGCCGACACGGAGAUGUGAGCGGUGACGACCCCCCUGACCUCCCCGCCGUGCCCGUCGCCGCCGCCGGGACCCACCGACCCACAAGGCCCUCUCCACCGCCUCCGAGACUGUCCACGCACUGAGGCAGAUUCAACACGGAUCCGCCGCACGCGCUCGCCUCCCCUCCUCUGCGCCUCGACGACGAUGACGAUACUGACAAUGCCUGCAAUGUGAAAAGUUUGGGAUCGCUGGCCUUUUGCCGGUGCCAAAAAAAAAGGGGCCUACAUGCGCUGUGUUUGGGACUGAGACUGCUCAGCGGGGCACUGACUGGGAUUUUGUUAGCUGCCCUGACUUCAGUCGAGUUGUAACAAUCAUUGUAGAAGCCACAAAUAAUGCCAAACGUGUGCUGCUGAUUCCCGAAGAAGCUGCAGCACAUGAUUUAUUAUUUCAAUCCACAACUGUGGCGCAAAGAAACCACAUGAAGCCGUGCAGUUGAAAGGAGACAAGUUUUUUGUAUUGUUCUAACGAGGACUGAAGGCUCACUUAAUUGGGUUUUUUAUUUUCUUAUCUAUUUGAUUUGUGAAAUGUUUGUUUUUCGUAGCCUCUGUUUUUGCCUGAACUUUGUUAAGACCUAUAAAGCACGAGAUGGGCAACCAAAAAGUGAUUGACAGAGAUCCGAUUUAAAAUAAUGAAAAGAAAAAAGGUUCUUGUUACUGUUGUAACCGAUGAGCACAACGUACAGCUCGCAACAAAGAUAGCAGGCAGGUUUUUUGGGAGGUAGGAAAUGACGCCAUCAAGCUAUUAAAGAAAUGGAAAUGUCAGUUAUUAAACUAUUUGUAUUUACCGGAAUGCUUUAAGCUGAUCAGCAUAACAAACUAAAACCUUUGGUCAAAGGUUAAUUGGGAUAUGUUGCAAACAGGGUUACCAAGCUGGUAAAUACAAUCUCUGCCAGGAUAUUUCUACAUAACAUAAAGCAGAUUCAGCAUUCCCAAGACCGCCUUUAUCUCUUUGUUGAAAUAUAAAAAAUGCUUAGAUUAGUCGUACAUAUUUUUGGGGGCUUCUCUUUUGAACAUCUGGCUGCUUUCAUAAUAUAGUGCAUGUGUAAAUACCCCUGCUCUCUCUGUUAGUCGUGCCUGUGCCUGACUCAUAAACUGUGAUUGUUGACAAUA
Pseudoliparis swirei is the source of this 2318-nucleotide messenger RNA. RefSeq names its product hematopoietic progenitor cell antigen CD34. Gene Ontology annotation, cellular component: membrane. The record is from RefSeq and is a predicted model, not a curated record. Gene Ontology annotation, biological process: cell adhesion. Lineage: Eukaryota; Metazoa; Chordata; Actinopteri; Perciformes; Liparidae. Bases 127 to 1188 code for a protein of 353 amino acids. The transcript is spliced from 8 exons.